UUGAGUCAGAGUUGCAGUUGUCCUCAGUGACAGCCGCAGCAGUUAGAGGAAGUGUUACAUAGUGUGCAGCUCUAAGUCUAACCGCUUGGCCAGCACAAGUUUUUAUACAUGUGGCAUAUGAUGUAGUCCACUGAUAGUCGCACAAGGACGAAAGUUUACCUCAUUAUGUAAGGACCAAGCCACAGCAUGGCAUCCUGGAGAAAUUCUUGCAGUAUUAAUGCGGCGGAUUCGGCAGCUGAAUAUGCUGCCAUUGAAUCCGAAAUCUACCGAAGCCUGCUAACCAUUAUGAGAGAAAUGGCCAUUGAGCAACCGGCUGUCAACAAAGGAAUGCUUAGAUGGACAUUACAUAAGAAAGUGCAGGACAGUCCUCUCAGGAGUCUGGCUUUGGUGAGAGUGGCCGUCAAGGAACUAGAAAGAGCUGAAAGAACUGACUGCAAGCAACAACUCAUUCCUCUGCUUAAUACACUUAUAUAUGCUGUGAUGCAGACAGUGCACAUACCCGAUGACCUCUAUAAAAGAGUUUAUGACUUCUGCAAGAGGUUGUUGACUCUGCCUCAGCCGUACUGCACUGUGGGUCUCAGUUAUGCUGGCCAAAUGAAAGCAGAACGACUUGCUCCAGGCCUUUUGUAUCAGAAAAUGAUAAUUGCAGAACAAAGUCUGAAAAAUGAACACUAUCCUCAGCAGGAGAGGUGAGGUAUUUGUGUUUCUGCGGAUCCUGCAGUAUUCUCAGAGUCUCUCAGCACUGUCCUGCAGGCUGACAUUGAGUCUCAAGGAAUGUUGAACCCGUUGAGCUUGAUGCGCUGUGUAGUGCAGCACAGUCUUCAGGCGGCACUGGGAGACGAUUGUCACGGACCCUCUCUCAAUGAUGCUUUGCAGGAUAUGGACUUGGAUGUUGAGUCGUACUUUAAUGAAGUGCUCGCAACAGUAGACCAGAGCACAGAUAGUAACAGAGGUCGAGGUCAGACCAGACAGAAACUACAAGAGAUAUACUUUCAGAUCCUCCGUGACGCCAAGAAAGGUCUAUUGUCCAGCGGCUCCCUGUGCGAUGUUCCGCUUCCCAAUCCGGAGAUGAGUUUCCAUCUGUGGUGGGAGGACGAGGAGCUCUGGAGAGAACUGGCCAAAUUCAUCCGUUCCGGGUCGUUCAGUGAAAGCCUGAUGAGUUCAGAGGACUUUUAUGUGUCUGACUUACCCACAGACCUCAACUCAGACAUGCCACGGUACUCUGUCAUGUCCACGGACAGUGGUAUAGAGCGUGACAUGCAGGCUACUGAAGCCUCUGACAUGGAAUGUCCUGGAGGAAGAUCCUUAAAGCCUGAAAUUACUAGCGGCCGACUGUCACGGCGUGGAGGAAUUAAGGUGAAGCCAUCUGUCACCGACAGCAUGGCUCUGAUGCAGGACGUACUGGAGGAGACAGGAACCGCUGGCUGCAGUGGCACAUUGCAGAGGAGAGCAGGAAAUAGUAGCACCACCUUGCCCAAGGAAGAACGGGACUACACUGCUAAAAUAGUGCUGAUGGGAGAUGACCGGGCGGUGGGAAGACUAGCCAGGGCAUACUACUGGUUAAGGAAACGGGAAGCCAGGAGAAGAUUCCUCACUAUGAAAGUCAACCUACAGAUGUACUACAUCCCUGUUGUCCGCCAGUCGUCUGCAGCCUCUCCUGUGAAGGAAAAUGUGCCCUCUAUAAGCAACAACAUCUGUGCUCUGGGCUCUUAUCUUGGAAUGGUGGAUCCGUGGUACGACUGCAAUGUUUGUAGUCUUGGACAGAUGAUUCCUGAUCUUGCAAGAACGUCCAGCACUGGCAAACCACAGGAGUCUGACCUUUUCUUAGCUGACGUCAUCUCGUAUUAUGUGCGCAUGGGACAGCAGCCAGUGCACUUCAACAUUUACUACAUUAAGAUUUACUUUUCCAACAAGUCCAAAGAACCUGUGGAAGAAGUGUUUGUCACAGACCUGGAAGUGGAUUUUCCAGAGUUCAAAAAGGCCCAAGAAACUGUCAAACAGAAGAAGAUGCCUGCUGAGCUGUGUGGAGCAUUGGUAUCGUUUAGCUACUUGAAAGUGUCGCUAAGCAACAGGGAGGUUGAGAGAGGGUUCUCACUCAGAACCACAGGUGCCCAGAUUUCAGCACUACCACAAAACAAAACUGAAGAUCUUAACUGUCUCACGGUCGCUUUCAGUGACAUAAAGCCAAAGAGCAUCACGGAGACGAAGAUCAGAACAUGCCAUUUUAAAUUGAAGUCACCAGAAAAAGCAACUUUCACAGUACGUCUGGACAAAGACUUUCGAAGGAAAUUUAUGAACGUUGAGAGCAUUGAGGUCGCUCCAUGUCGAGACCCUGGGUAUUACGUUCAGAAAUCCUUGAAGUCAAAGUUCAUGCCAGAAGGUGGCAGCAACGCAGGACUGAGCAAAUACAUGAGCACUGGAUUGACUCUGCCCAUUAACACAUUUGCUGGAAUAAUCGACUAAGCGAACAAGGACUGGGAUGGAGGCUGCUUUCUCUCGACAUAAAGGCCAGUUCUGGACUCUUGCAGUAUAGUGUUUUGUGUUUUAAACAAUGCACUGCGCAGUCGUGUCGCUCUGUGAUCGAAUGAUCAGCUAAGACACUUCACCAAGCAGGUUUUACUGCAAUUUAUCUGUGAAUCACAAGUUGAUCGGCCCAGGAAGUGUUUUAAUGUGUGACACAACUAACUCGCUAACACUAAUGCAGUCACGGUAUUGAGUUUCUCAAAGACGCAGGAUUUACUUGAACUUGUUUUCUGCUCGAACCUGUCCUAUCAACCUGUUCCUUAAUAUGAAGAAGAGAAUUAGUCACACGCUGACAGUCCUUCAUAUGAAGUUUCCAUCAGAAAAACAGAGUAACUGUUUAUUACAGCAUAAUGCAGGUGCAGUAUAUGUCUGUAUAACAUAAAAUAUAUGCCAUAUGACCAAGUGUUUCAGAGAAACUGACAUUACCUUAAUGAUUUGCACUUCUUUGAUACAUUCACUGUUUCAUGCUUUCAUUUUUUAUCUCACUAUACAUUUUUACAAAGGUUUUAUAGCAUCAACAACAUGUUUCAAAUUAAAAAGCAUAAUUAUGUAUUUUAAUAAUCGUCUAUGUGAUCGACGUGUGUAGAAGAGCACUAUUGUUACACAGAAGGUUUGUGUCGUGCAUUAAGCUGCUCAAGAGUCAAAUCUUUCUUUAACACAAUAAUUAGCGGUGCCAAACAUUUUAAUCUUCCUCAUUUCAAUAUCUGUACAUUAUAUUUUAGAGUAUUUUCCAGCAGUUUCUAACGUGAUGCCAAUAAUCCCAGUUAUGCCCAUUUUAAAGAACAAACAUAUAAUCACAAAAAUGCGAUCAGCCAACUUAACCCAGUUCCAUUUCUUUUAAGUUCAUGGCAUUAAUUUGUGCCGAAAGUUUGCACAGCUGUUGAUUUGACGUCCUGUUUUGUAAAUAUCGUGAUUUUGUGAAUACAUAUGCUGAAUAAAUGUAGCGUUUUCAAAUGAUUGCAA
Molecule: messenger RNA, 3486 nt
Organism: Puntigrus tetrazona (Sumatra barb)
Lineage: Eukaryota; Metazoa; Chordata; Actinopteri; Cypriniformes; Cyprinidae
Product: phosphoinositide 3-kinase regulatory subunit 6
Biological process (GO): positive regulation of MAP kinase activity; G protein-coupled receptor signaling pathway
Cellular component (GO): phosphatidylinositol 3-kinase complex, class IB
Molecular function (GO): 1-phosphatidylinositol-3-kinase regulator activity
Source: RefSeq, a predicted model, not a curated record